AUGAUCUCUGACGACGACCGCCUGCGCCGCCUCAUCGGCCGCCUGUUCAUAGUCGGCUUCCACAGCCAGACGGCGGAUGAGAACGUCAAGCGCCUGAUCCGCGCUCCCUACUACGUCGGCCAGAUAGUGCUGUUCCAGCGCAACGUCCGCGACGCCGAACAGCUCAGCGCUCUCACUUGCGAGCUGCAGCAGAUCGCAAAAGACGCCGGCCACGACCGUCCGCUCACCAUUGCCAUCGACCAGGAAAAUGGCCUCGUCACCCGCAUCGCUCCUCCCAUCACCCCCCAGCUGCCCGGUCCCAUGACCCUGGCCGCUGCCCGCUCCAUCGACGACGCCUACAAUGUCGGCUGCGCCACCGCCAGAGCCCUGCGCGCCUUUGGCAUCAACAUGAACUACGCCCCCGUCUGCGACGUCAACAACAACCCCGAGAACCCCGUCAUUGGCGUCCGCUCUUUCAGCGACGACCCCUACUGCGUUGCCCGCUUGGCUGCCGCCAACCUGAACGGCCUCCGCGACGAGGGCGUCAUUCCAUGCGUCAAGCAUUUCCCCGGCCACGGCGACACCGCUGUCGAUUCCCACUACGGCCUUCCCCUCCUCCAAAAAAGCUGGAACGACCUGGAGAAGUGCGAGCUGGUUCCCUUUCGCCGUGCCGUCAUCGAGAAGGUCCCCGCCGUCAUGACGGCCCACAUGGUCAUUGGAGACUCGAAACUACCCGCAACACUCGAUCCUGCUGUUCUGAGCACUCUGCGGAAAGACCUCAACUUUGCCGGCGUCAUCGUGUCUGACUGCCUUGAAAUGAAGGCCAUCCGCACCGAAUGCGGCGGCACCGUUCAAGGCGCCGUCACCGCUCUCAAGGCUGGUUGCGAUUCCGUCAUGAUCUGCCACACCCUUGACCUGCAGACCGGCGCUCUGCACGCUGUCUUCGAUGCCGCCAAGCGGGAUCCCGACUUUUCCCGACAGCUCGAGGAGUCCCAUGGCAGAGUCAGCUCUUUUAGUGACGACAAAUACACCCUCGUCCAAGACGGCCCGAGUCGGGCAGCUCUUGAACAGCUCCCCACCAUUAACAGACAGAAUACCGAGCUUGCAUCAAAGGUAUACGCCUCAAGCACAACCGUAGUGCGCAUGCAACCCGGAAUACUUCCUCUGACCAACCAUAACCGCCUCGUCUUCGUCUCGCCCGGAGAAAAGCCCAUCACCAGUGGCGUUGUUGAGUAUGGCCAAGUCGCACCCCGUGGCCCGCACACGCCCCCGGAGUUCAUCGACGUUCUGAAAACCCACAACUCGACAAUUGAAAGUCUUCGCUUCUACGAGGAUGGCUCGAAUGCGGAAGAGGUCCUGAAGGCUGCGAGGGCUGCAGACGCUGUGAUCCUGGCCACCAGGAAUGCCCGCCUUGCACCUUAUCAAAAUGACAUGGCUCUCAAGCUAGCUGAAGCUGUCGACAAGCUGAUUGUGGUCGCUACAUGUGAUCCAUACGACUUCCUCUCCACCGAGACGAUCAAAAACUAUUUGACAAUCUACGAGCCGACCUCAGCCGCUUUUACCGCCGCCGCCCAUGUCCUGUUCGGCAUCACCACUGGUCAAGGCCACCUCCCCGUCGAGCGAAAUGCCCAGCACGAAUACACGCCCGAGCCCUUCUCUCCAAAGCGCGACAUGGACCAGGUCUGCGCCCUAUGGCACGAAGUUCUCCCAAGCUACCAAGUCUCCAAGCCGCGCCUAGCAGACCUUCUCACGCGACCACGCAGCGCCCACUUUGUCGUCCGCCGCUACGACGCCGUUGUCGGCUUCAUCGCAACCCACAUCCAACCACCUCCGAAAUCUGCUCCCCCCUCCACCCCACCCAAGGGUCUCAUCACCGCCCUCGUCGUCCACCCCUUCCAGCAAAAACUCGGCAUCGGCACCGCCCUCCUCGCGCACGCCCGCCAGCACCUCUGCUCCGCGCCGCACGAGUGCACGGCCGUGUCCAUCGGCUCCACCUUCCCCCGCUUCUUCCCCGGCCUCCCCCGCGACAUCGCGCCCUCGAACCAGACCUUCUUCUUCCACCGCGGCUUCGCCCCCGCCCGCGACUCGCCCUCGGCCCGCGGCACGCGCGCCCGCGACCUCUGCAUCGACCUCGUCGCCCACGUCCCGGACCCCGACGCCACGGCCCGCGUCGCGCGCGCCAGCGCCAAGGGCAUCGUCUUCCGCCCGUGGACGCGUGAGGGGGAAGCCGAGUGUUUGGAGAAGCAGCGAAUGAAUUUUGGGGGCUACGCCGGGUGGGUUGAGGGGUACGAGCAGUUGGCCAAGGCUGGCUUGCACGGGCAGGUCAUGGUCGCGCACGAUGGCAGGCGGAAGAUCAACAGGAAGGGAUCAGAUUCUUCUGGCGGCGGUGUUGGGGAGCAGAUCGCCUGGACCAUGAUGCUGAAGCCCGGCACGCCGGUCUUCCUACCCGAUCUCGCUUUCCCCGAGCUGUUGGGAGCGGAGCGCACGGGGUUGAUUGCGUGCGUGGGCGUGGAUGCGGCGAGGAGGGAGGGCGGGGUGGGGCUCGCGCUCGUCGCGGCCGCGUUGGAGGAGAUGCGGGAGAGGGGCGUGGAGAGGUGUUUUGUUGAUUGGGUCACGCUGGAGGGCUGGUAUGAGAAGGUUGGAUUGAGGACGUGGAGGGAGUAUUUGAGUGUGGAGUGGAAGAGGGCUGGUGGCUCGCCUUCUGCAAGUGAGUGA
Messenger RNA from Diplodia corticola, 2694 nucleotides. RefSeq lists its product as uncharacterized. The transcript has a single exon. The coding region runs from base 1 to 2694 and encodes 897 amino acids. The record is from RefSeq and is a predicted model, not a curated record. Gene Ontology annotation, biological process: carbohydrate metabolic process; peptidoglycan turnover. Lineage: Eukaryota; Fungi; Ascomycota; Dothideomycetes; Botryosphaeriales; Botryosphaeriaceae. Gene Ontology annotation, molecular function: acyltransferase activity, transferring groups other than amino-acyl groups; hydrolase activity, hydrolyzing O-glycosyl compounds.